AAAGAAUGAUGGAAAAGCUGAAUCGCGUGCGAUACGAAUUGAACGUCGUCGAGCUGCUGGAAAAUUUGAAGGACAAAGGAGAAACGAUUUUUGCGAACCCCGGGGACCGAGUUCAAGCGAUAUCGAGGUAGGAUACGAACAAAGUUCAUUCGUUUCUACUUCCAUUUUAUUCGUCCUUGUCACGCCUGUACAUAAAUUUUCAAUGCAAGCAAUGCAAUCCAUAGUGAAUUGUCAGGAUACACGCGCGUUUUCGUUCUUGAUUCGAUUCAAAUUUUAAAAUAUGCACCUCCAAAGUGUCGCGCAUGCGGAUUCCUGUCGUCGUGCACAUGCAGCAGCUGCUUGCGUGGGUGCUCCUCGUCGUCGGAUCGUCGUAAAGGUUAUUUAGUGGCAGGAAGCGGAGUGAGCAGAGAUAAGAUCGUAUCUGAAAGUCGGAAAAUUACGAUUAAAGACUGGCCAAUUGGAAAUUGUUCAAUUCAACGUUUCGCCGGAACGAACAUGCGAGGAUACGUGUUCUCAGCGUGUAUUCUUCUACCUGAAACCGAUGCGUAAUCGACCGCCGAAUACACGACGACGAGACGACGGACUCGUGCUCUCGAAUUUUUAAUUAAAUACCGUACGCACCAAAUGGUUCAACGCCAACUUUUUCCUGUCAUGUUCGUCGCUGCUUCUGUCGAUGUACCGACAGACUGGAAAAUAAAUUGUUGACACACUUUAAGCUCAUACGAAUUUGUCAAACCUCGGGGAGUAUGUGGAAUGCGUUGAACGGUCCUCCACGAUGUUCAAAUUGGAGUCAUACAUUACUCCAGUGAUUCUUAGUUAUGUCGAGAAAUAUGUAAAGAAUUUUAAGCCGGAACAAUCUCAGGUUUCUUUAUGGGGUGGUGAUGCGUCGUUUCAAAAUCUCGACUUGCGGCUAGAGGUAUUGGAGGAACAAUUGAACCUUCCGUUCGUCUUUGUCAGUGGUCACAUACAUGAACUGCUCAUUCAUGUUCCUUGGGUAAAGAUCAACUCGGAGCCGAUCGUAAUUACUAUUAAUACAAUAGAGUGCAUUUUAAAAUUGAAAGAUGAUAAUAACAUGGAAAGCAAUCCCUCGACCUCGCAGAAGAGGCAGGAGAUAUCACAGGAAGAAGCGCCUCCUGGAUACAUAAAAAGCAUAGUGACGAAAGUUGUAAAUAACAUAACGAUUAAUUGUAAUAAUUUAAUUCUAAAAUACGUGGAAGAGGACAUCGUUCUCAGUGUCAACGUCAGAUUUUUGAGUAUGCAAACCGUCGAUAAUAAAUGGGAGCCAGCGUUCACCGAUGUUAUAUUGUACGAGGUCAUGCUCAGGAAAGUAAUUACCAUUCAAGAUCUGACGCUGUGUUUAGAUAAAAUGGACGCGUCUGGGAAGAUAGAGAUAUAUCAGGAUCCCGUUCUAUACCGAUGUUCGGUCGUCAUACGCUUGAUCAUAAACUAUCACAGUAACACUGCGAGGAGAGCUUCUAUUACGCGAUUAGAUCUACAUUGUCAAAAAAUGGAAUUCAGCAUAACGGAACAGCAGGUGCCCAUGUUGCUCAGACUGGCCGCAUUGAUAAUGGCCCUGCAAACGAAACAGUUCCCGUCCAGUAAAGAGAGAUCCUUGAUCUCCGCCGAAGAGAGGGAAGACGGUACUCAAGAUGAUACGGAUCACAUCGGUGGGACCGGUGCCGAGAACACGGGAUGGGGAGGAUGGGCUUGGAACAUGGUAUCGUCUUUACUACCUAUUGACUGGGACAACGACUGGUCCAGCGAGCAACAAAUGGCUUAUUCCGGACAUACGAUACAUUUAGGCGUGUACGUGCAAGACGCCACUUUAACUUUUAAGACAGUGGAAAAUAUCAAGGAGCAACUGUUUUACAAAUCGCGAAAGCUCCGAUACAAGUCUUUCUUAACGCUGCGAUUGAACGGCGUCGUGUUCGAGACGUUGUUACAAGGGAUCGCGAUGACCAGCUUCCAAAUCGGGAUGGGUUGCAUACGCGUGUAUCCAAGGGGGACCUGUAGUUGCGGACACCUCGAAGUGGUCGACGGGGCUCAACCGCCUUUGUAUUUGGUCGCUGGUAAACUGAACGCCGAUUAUUUAAAAGACUCGCUGUUCGACGACGAGUCGGUGGAGAACAAGGGAAAAAAGAGAGAGUACAAGCAAGGGAUAUAUUACUAUCUGUGUACAGUAUCAGAGGAUCGGCUGAGGGAGCGGUAUCCCGCGUUCGUCAUGGAUUAUGUUCACUGCGUCGAACUCCCGGACGAUAUAACGCCUGAGAAAUUAGCGGAGUUCGGAUCUAAUUUUGAAUACAGUAAUUUCCGGGAACAUCGAGUGAUGAGAUACGUCGUCGGUGACUUGACGAUCAGAAUGUGCUCGGGUGUCUUCCAUCGUCUCGAGACGAUAAAGCAAGCCGCCGCAAAUUAUGAUUACAGUCCAUAUCUCGUUACGAAACCAGAUCCACUCGUCGACGAGCUUCCGCCGGUCACAUUAGAGGAGUACGAGGCUCUGCGGGAGAACGUGUCCAUGGUCGAGACAAAAUUGAUAGUAGUGAAAGCGUCCAUCCAGUUACAAUUAGCGGAUCACACGAUCACCGGAUUACCUCGUCAACGAAAGAUCGUCGAGAGCAGAACGACGCCUUUGACGCCCGCGCUCACGGACGACCCCUUCGCGAGCAUCGAAUGCGACGAUGUAACGUUAACCGUAUUGCAACCCUUGUACCCGUUCAGGCUCGUGGCUUGCGCGUCCAAACAGACCGAUCUCCCGUACGACAUGUUCGAUCAGUGUCAUAAGAUCAUGACGUUACAGGUGAACGGAGCGAGAAGUCAAUUGUACUUGACGAACAGUUGUCACACGUCGAUGAUAAUGCCUUGCAUGAUCGAAUGCAAGAUAAAGAAAUUAUUGUACCCGCAGUAUUGGCGAGAUGUCGAUUUGAUCCUUGAAAUGUACGCGCUGCACGUUGACAGCGUCACGCUCACCGGAACCAAAGCGAAGUUAAUGGUCGGAGUGUCUAUUCUGACGUCGAUUCUCGAUUCGAAGGACACGAGCAACCCCCUCGUGUGCUCCUCUUUGUUCAACGACGCCUGUCAAGAAACAGAUCCCGUGUACUUGGAGUUGCUAUUGGAGAACGUGAAUUGUAGGAAGUUAAAUUCCUCAGUGACGGUUUCCAACGAGCUGAACAUAAAUUCAGUAAAGAUGUUCGCCCUCGACGAAACGCAACAAGCGUUUAUAUUCUCGGGGCCGGAGACCAACGUUCAUGGCGAUAUAGAGAACAAGUCGUUGCUGAAGGCUGUGAUACAGUUCCCGCGGAACGUCGACAAACAGACUCAUCCACCUUUGAUCUCGCUCCAAGUGGCGGACAUCAGAGCUUCGCUCGACCCGUUGCUCUUCAAGUGGCUCGAGUACCGGGUCACGUAUUACAGUCUGGGCACUUUGUGCACGACGCGACCCGAGAUGCAGCAGCAUUUCGAAGGCGCGUCUUCCGAUGCCGGUACGAAGAAGAAAACGUUUCCCAGUUUGCACGAAAGCGUGCACAGUUCCUCGGACAAGGAGAAACGGAAGUCGAUCGUGGCCACGGAAAAAUCGAAAACCGCUCAGAACGACGGAACUCGGAAGAAACACGAUUCGAAAUCGGAGACCGAAGGACAAAGCUUACAGCAUUUGGGAAUAUUGGCCAGAUUAGCAGAUCUGUAUCCAUGGUGGUGCGGUCUUGUCUUAAGUGGAUCUGUUGGGCAUAUUGUCAUUUAUAUACCGUCGAUUACGAUGAGCGGUAUCGGUUCGUAUGGUAUAGAAGAAGCCAAAGACAAAGCGCUAAGAGGCGAUGACACGUUGCAAAUGUUGAUCGUCAAAUUGCCGUCCCUCCUCGUUCACUCGUCCAACGUGAACUUCGAGUUACUCGCGCCUCACCUGCAGGAAUUGCCGGUUCAAUUACCGAGAUCGAUGUGGACAAACAAAGUACAGAGCUUCCCGUGGACGUUGAGUCUCGUAGACUUUCAUUGUUACAUGUUGCAACAACAGACGCAGAAGAACUUCAUUAAAAAAGUCUCGUUGAACGCUACGGUCGCGCUCACAACCAAACUCGUAACGUCUCCGUCCGGGGCAAGUGCUCUAUCUGCUCUCGGCAUUUGCGUUCAUAUCGACAACACUCCGAUCAUCGUAUCCAUAUCAGAAGAACAGGUAGUGUUCGUGAGCAAAAUAAUUUCUAGCAUAUCGAAUGCGAUGCGAGUCACGACCAGCAGUGACAAGAGCGUUAUGGUCGGCGGUCAAAUGAAUACCGAGGCACACAUAGUCGUUCCCAUUAUACCGCAAACUCCGUCUACACCGACGCAAUUACUGUACCCUGAGGACACGACUACGAAUUCGACCGUCUCGACCUCGAGAGAGGAUGUCGCAUCAGACUCCGACCAACUAGUCCUGACGGCGUGGAUUCAGUGGACGAUAACUAAAAUCGCGAUCAAGUUGUACGUAACGGAGAAAGAGACCGCACCCUCGCUGAAACUGGUCCUAGAGCUGGAGGAUAUUAUCACCUCCAUUGACUUGCAGCCAGUUUAUUUUAAAUUAAAAAAUAAGAUUACAACAGUCACCAUAUAUCACUAUACGAGAGCGCCGAAUUCGCCGACGUGGGACAUCGGUGAAUACGUAGGCGCGGUAUUGUGCGGAAGGGAGGAUAAUUUAGAGAAAGGUGACGACUCCGGCUUCUUGAGUUUUACUUUGACUCGAGCGAAAUCGGGGAACGUUCACACGCGUUGGGGUACUUACAAACGGCACAAGAACCCGAAGAAGGACGUAACGACGGAAACGACCGUGACCACUAACGGUUAUAUCUCCGAAGUGGUGAUCAAAAUUCAAAUGGUCGACGUCAUUCUGCCGCUCACUAUAGCCAGUAGGUAUAUACAACUGUUAAAACCCCUGAUAUGUUUCUGUCGAUCCGCCGAGAAAGAUCCGAUCGAGAUCCCCGAGCAAAACGUGACGCGACGGUUGAGCAGUAUCGCGAAUUUGGACAACGAAUCGUUGCCACUGAUAUACCUCGAUUUCAAGGGGCUCAGGCUGAUGUUACCUGCGUCCAACGUGACAAAGUCCAAACCACAGCAUGAUCUAUUGAUCGUUCAGCUGGACGGAAUUCGUAUCGCACCGCACGCGGAGAAUCCGGUUUGCCGUACGCCUCUGAGAUUGGACAUAUAUCAGCUCGCGGCUCAAGCUAACAUCUUGAGCAUACCCGGCUCCGCGGUGGAAGACCGACAAUAUCAGAUCAACGUAAAGAGCAUAUGCGCUCACACGACCACUUGGAAGAACUAUCACGUGAGCAUAAACAAGAAGAUGUCGCAAUCUUAUCUUUACACGAUGAACGAGAAUCCAGCGCUGGAAUGGAACAAGCUCGGACACGGAAGCAGCCUGGAGCAGCAAUUCUCUACGCUUCCACUUCUGUCGAAGUUCGACUUGUGUCUGAUCAUCGCGCCUCCCGUUCUGUUCAAACCGGACGUCACGGUGUGCGGAAGUGCGAUCGAAGUGAACUGCAUCACGGACAUCGAGGUGACGAUAAACCUCGAGCAGAUACAGUUGAUCUCGAUCUUGAACAACGAAUUGAAACACUUGCUGUCCGAGUGCUUCGAACGAGGAACAAACGCGGUCACCGUCGACGCAUCGCCGAAACCGCCUUCAACCGUAGCAGCUAUGAAGCAGAUCACGUGGACAAAGCAACCGAGCGACGACAUAGACGUCGAUUUCACGAAGGACAGCGGUAUAGACUUCGAAACGUCUAGCGUGAACUCCACGGUCAUCGGUAAAACGGCGUCCCCGGAUACCGCGAUUCUUUCGCCGUUCGAAUUCCUAGUCAACUGCGGAAAGAUAACGUUCGUCCUGUACGACGUUCGUCAAGCGUCCACGGGGGAGUACGAGGUCGACAUAAACGAAAUCGAAGAGGAUGAGACGGAGAGUCGGAAACAGCCGCUGUUCUACGUAAUGAUUAAUCAGCCGAACAUUUAUUUCUCGCAGCAGCACCCUUCGCAGAAGUUGCAAGUGUCGUGUUUCGAUGUGACGAUGGCACUCGGAGGCGGAGAUGGCCAGGACUCGAUCUCGAUACCAACGUCGAAAGACUUUAAAGUGUUCAUGAUCGAAACGAAGAACGGCGAUUUGCAUCCGGACACGGGCAUUCCUCCGUCUUUCGUAACGAUCAAGUGUGAGAAAGCUCUAGGGAAGAAUUCUCAGUUCUUCGUCGACAUGGGCAGACCGACGAAAAUUUAUUUCUCUCUGUCACGGUUGCAUCAGGUACGGAUUAUAAAAGAGAAGAUAUCGUCAUGCUUCGCGGAACAACGAGAAGCGGCAGCGGUAUCGUCCGAUCGGCCCGACGAUGCCAAAACUCCACCUCCGUCGGUGAUAACUAAAAAAGCGUACUGGCCCGAUUUAAACAUGUGUACGAAGCAGAUCGUGCUUUCUCUCAAGACCGAUUCCGGCGCGGAGAUAUUGAUCAGCUUCGCUUCGCUGUCUGGAAAUAUUUCGUCCCUCUCGAGACCCGACAGAAUAUACUCGAACACCUCGAUAGAUUCGUUCAUCGUAUCGGCGACCCUCAACGGAAACGUAAAGGUCCUGUUGAAUCCGUGGUGUUGCAACGUGACCGUGUGCUUGCUCUGGGAGAGUUGGUUGAACAUCGAUUCCGUCCCGCAGAUACAAAUACAAGCGGACAGCGACAGUCUCUACAUAGAUUUCGGUCCGGAACAAAUAAAAAUAAUUCGGAACGUGAUGGAAGAUUGCCAAUUGCUAUUGAACGAGUUGACCGCUCGUCCCGCAAAGUCCAAAAAUGACGAGAAGCAACUCGUGUUGUCCACCGAGCAGCAUUACAAGGACGAUUUGAAGGCAGGCGCGUUCCAAUUCGUGAAUGGAAACGCGGAAGAACUGCCGUUUCCGUAUCAGGUAAUCUUCUUCACCUAUCCUCAACAAUCGAUGGCUUGGAGGUAUCCGCAACCGAGGACGUUGACGAAGAUACAUGUCUCUCCGGUUCCGUUCGAAACGCUGGACUCAGACAACGGAUAUACAGACAAGGUGCUCUGCGCACUUGAGUAUUGGAGCGACUGUCACAUGUGUUAUCAGCGAUACGCCGAUUUUUAUCUAUCGGAAACCGAUUCUUAUCGUCUGGAACUUCCCGAGAAGGCUCCUUCGAGAGCGGUAGCUUGCAUAUGGCGCGUAGUUCUUCUGUCGAACAACAACCGUCCCCUAUCGAAGACCAUCAUCUCGGCUCGCGUUCUCGCCGCCUGCCUACGCAUAGAUUCGUAUUUCAACUCCUCGAUCAUACCGAACGUACAAGCCGCCCUGAACAUCGAUGCGAUUCACGUGUCCAUGUACAACCACGUAAGCGCGUCCAUGUACGACAAUUUGCAGCCUCCGUUGAAAAAUUACACUCUGAGAGGCACGAUACCGGAGACUCAAAGCUUCGUGACGCUGGAGCACAAGGGAGCCGUCCUCGUGCUGAAUAGAUGGAUAGACGGCUCUACGCUGAUCGAUGUCGGCGGCACGUUCGGGGUGCACGUGCUCGAUUACGGUCAUUUGACAAUGCAAGAGGUGCUGGAUCCCCUCGAAGCGAGAUUCCAACUCUCCUUGUCAGACAAGACGGAUGUCACGUUGACAUGCAGUCCGUUCUCGUUGAAGUUGAGCCCAACCGUGGCUCACACUCUCGCCGUCUCCUUGCACUUAUGGUGCGCCUCUAUGGAGGAGGAGACUCGGAGCCCGAUCCUGUUCACGCGGUACGUCGUUGCCAACGACAGCAACGUCUCAGUCCUUUUCGGUCAAAGCGGAACGGGAGACAACGUACUGUUGGAGAGCAGGCAAUGCAGCUUCUAUUCAUGGCGAAACGUCGGGAACAAGAUGUUACGCGUCGCGAUCGAGGAAAACGUUUGGCUCUGGAGCAAACCGUUCCCCGUCGGCAUCGACGGGAUUCAAGCGGUCGAGUUUUACAAUUCCGCGACGAAAGCGUCCGCGUUCGUGAGCGUCACGUCGCUCUCGGCCACUCAGAAGCUCGUGACCUUCUCUGGGCAGCUCGUCGUCUCGAAUCAGUUGAUCGAUAAUUUCGAGAUGAAAUUGGUCAAAUACGAUUCCGACAUCGGGUCGAAGGUGACCGUGCUGAAGGACGUGUAUCAGGUCGCUGGUAAGGGUCGACCGCCCUCCGUCAUACUCGAUGGGACCAAGAAGAUGGCGAUACGCUUACGGUUCACGAAUCUGCCGAAUCUGUCCUGGACAGGAGACAUUCCCCUUCGACCCAAUGCGAAAUGGGGACAGCCAUGGCUCGUCAAGGUGCCGCUCCAAGAGCGUGGCCAAUUUCUGAGCAUUUGGGUACGAAUAGUGACGCAGACGAUCCAGGAAAAGAUGAAGGUGCUGGCCGUGCUCAGCCCGCUCUAUAUGAUCCGCUCGCAUUUACCGGUGCCGGCCAGAGUGCAGAUGGACACGCCUUCGUUGAAAAUAUCGUUGAGCACGAUGGUGAACGGUCGGGGCGAGAGGCAGCAACUCUACUGUCCCGGAACCUUCGAACACUUCCAUCAGUUGACGUUCCAAUUGGAAUCCGGAGUCUCCACGUCGAAUCCUUAUGUCCCAUUGUCGUACAGCUCCGUGGAUCAGCGGAAGUUCUUCCGAAGACCGGAGCUCGAGGACAUAGACGCGAUCCUGCGGGAUCUCGAGAAUCAGAGGGACGAAGCGGAAUGGCCGUUCCAAGACGACGAAGUAGAAGAAUGGAUAUCCGCGGAGCAACCGCAGACACACGUCCAAGUGAAGUACCAGGACGCCGGAUUGAUCUCGAGCACUCUGUUGCUGGAACUGCAACCUUGGUGCUUCAUGUUGAAUUCCAUGGGUUGCCAUUUGUCCCUCGUCUCGGAAGACAUCGAGCUCUGUCAGAUACCCCAUUACGGGAUCGUGACGCCACCGAAGCUCGAAGGCACCUUCCACUUGUGCGUUGGAAUCGGCGAUACGUUCUACACCUCACAGGCAUUGCAACUGGCUCGACCCGACUGGAGCCAGAGUUUCUACAUGCCGAGAAUCGGUGGACUGAUUCCCGUCGAAGGGAACGUCAAGUCCUGCGUCGACUGCGGGUCGAGUAUAUCGAUCAUGAGCAUAAACUCCAGCAUGCAUGAGGAUAUGCGUCUCGUACGCGUGACGAGCAGCCACGUUAUCAGCAAUUUGACGUCUCAAGAAUUAUGCGUAGCCUCUCUGGCGGUCCACGAAGACGCGACCAGGCUCGAACUGCCCAACGACCUGACCCCGUACAGCCUUAACAUCUCGCCGUCCGACGAUCAGAAACAGGGCAUACCGAUCAGUCAGUGGUACACUCUGUACACGGAGGACGUCGUCGAGCCUCUCGUUCUCUACGUGUCUCUGAGUCUGGGGCACAAGUGGUCUUGCCCGGUCCGAGUGGAUCAGGGUCUCGGUCGCAAAUGCGUUGCCGUUCCGAACGGUUCCGGUACCAUGCCCGUAGUCAUUACGAUCCAAGAGGACAGGGGUACGACGUUCAUAAUGAUUCACGCGGAUGAUCAUCCUCAAUUUUUGAUCGAGAACACUUGCGUAUUCAAGAUUCUGUUGGGUCAGGCGAACGAAACCGCGAGUGGAAUAGUACCGGACACCGCUCACUUCGCGUGGACCUGCGAAGUGGAGAGCAACGCGACUUGUCAUUAUUCCACUCCUUCCGUCGGCAACAGGCUACCGGAUGCACCGGUAACUAAUGUCCCGAACGUAUUGCUGUUCGCCGCGGUGACCAACGGUCACAACGAGCAACUGACGAGAAGCAAGGAGCUGCGGUGGUCGAGGGGUGUAAACCUAUCGGCGAUAUCCAGCGUGCCGAUAGAUCAGUACGUUCGGCUACCAUCCUACGGAGACGUUAAACUGAUCAUGCAGAAUCGUUGUUACACCACGUACAUCGGCAUCGUCCCGAUAUCGCAAGUGGAGGUUUCCGCGAGGGAUAUAAGGAGUCGGCUGAUGCGGAAGGAGUACGAAGCGAGAGAGGUCGAAAUGUUGCGCGAGAAGUACGACCCGGAUGACGACGCGAGAACGAUCAACGUGCAGAGUUCCGAGAGCUCGACCUCGGUGACCACUUUCUUCUCGGCUCAAGAAGACACCCCAGAAAUAGACCCGGAAGCGAGAACUCCGUCGCAGAUAAACCUCAGACGAUUAAUACCGGACAUGGAGAACGUGAAAAUCGGUGGGAACGACGAGGCGAAAGACGUCGAAGAGAACAGUCCCAGAGAAGGCUCCGUCACCGUCUGCCUCCGCGGGAUUACCAUCAAUAUUAUGCAUGACAUGAACGAGAACGCGCAGAGAAUCGAGGUGGCCAGUUUGUCCAUGACUGACCUAAUAGUCGCCGUGAACGCCAGGUCCAGGAUUGUGCAUAUGCGCGCCUUCGUAGGCGAUCUGCAACUAGAUAAUCAGCUGUUCGAUCAGGGGGGAUUCGACUUUCCGGUGGUACUGAUCAGCCAAAGUCCGUUGACGGCAAAGGAGACAGUGUUUCAUACGAACAGUUGUCUGAACAGUAGGAUAGAACGGAUCAAAGAGAACUCGUUGAUAGCGAUCGAUUACACUUUGGAGAAUCAGGGGCGACUGACAGCGUCGAAAGAUCUUCGUAUAAAGAUCGCGCCGGUCAGCUCUUACAUCGAGGACACGUAUAUCACUCAAUUGUUGAAUUACGCGUCGUCGAUGGUGCCACCCCGAUUCUUGAUGUUGGACGACGCGAAGAAAACGAGGACAUUGGUCUCGACCAUGGGUGUCUACGUCCCUGAUCAUAUAAUGAUCGAUGCGAAAAUAUUGAGCGCCCCGUUGAGGCUACAAAAUUUGAGGAUAGAGCCUCUGUCGAUUUUGUUGAGCGUGCAUACCUCCGUACGUUUGUACGUCGCUUUGGAUCAUUCCCCUUUGUAUUUCGGCACUUUCGAGAAGAAGAACAUCUUGACUACUCCGUAUAGACUCGGCAAUGCUCUCACCAUGCAUUACCUGUCCGGCGCUAUAUUCGGAGCAGGAUGGGUGGUAGGAUCGUUGGAGAUACUGGGGUCGCCCGGGAGUUUGGCGCAAGCUCUUGGUUCGGGUCUUCGGGAUUUCAUUUCUCUUCCGUUCCAAGGUCUGUUGCAAGGUCCAUGGGGUUUCAUCGUGGGUAUAACGCACGGGUCGGCCAGUUUAAUGAGACACGUUACAGCAGGCACACUGAAUUCCGUGACAAAGUUGGCGUCCAGUGUAGCUAGGAACUUGGAUCGUUUGACCCUGGACGAGGAACAUCUUCAACGACAAGAGGAGUCUCGGAGAAUGCGACCUCAAGGGAUGGCACAAGGACUGUACCAAGGCUUGACCGGCCUGGGGAUGAGCCUUCUCGCCGCGGUCGCGGGCUUGGCGCAUCAUCCCUUGCAGCAAGUUUGGUCGGGUGAGAUGUCGACUAAGAGUCUCGUGACCGGCGUCGGUCUCGGUCUCGUCGGGGUGGUCACCAAACCUUUGAGCGGAGCCGCGGAACUAGUCGCACUGACCGGACAGGGACUGCUCCAGGGAGCCGGCUGGAAUUCUCUCCCUUCGCCUCGACAACGACCAGUGGUACAAUACACGUCCGGUAACGACAACGCGACCAUCAGAUACGCGUGGUGGCUGUUACCGUUUCUCGAGAACGAUCAUGGGAAUAUUUUACACGUGACCAACGCGGAUUACGUGAUCCAGCAGGGUAGUAGUCGCGCCGUGACUUUGGUUUUGACGCGGUACGCGCUGUUAUUGGUAAAUACGACGGAAGACAACGUGGAGAGGAUAUUUUUAUUGAAAGACUUGACGAGCGCCGAGCAUCAUUUGGAAUCGACCAUCUGUUUGUACUGUUCUCCCGAGACGUCGCAGACCAAUAACAGAUCUGUAUCUCCGGCUCCGUACGAGAUGGACCGAGAAAUGCGGGCGCGGGUGGCCGAGUACGUGCGAACCAGCAGCACCGGCCUGGCCAGUGUAUCCACCAACAGCGACGUACAAUCUGAUAUUUUUGAGAGCUCUACGCCAAAUUACGAUCGCACGCUCACAUUCUACGUAUCUCCAGAUUCCCGCAAUUAUCUGUUAUCAUUGUUCAACGUCGCCAAGAGGCAAAGUCAGGGUAGCGGAUUUAAAGUGUUAUAA
Messenger RNA from Ceratina calcarata, 12082 nucleotides. It is a transcript of the gene Vps13B, whose product is annotated as vacuolar protein sorting 13B. The transcript is spliced from 26 exons. The record is from RefSeq and is a predicted model, not a curated record. Bases 776 to 12082 code for a protein of 3768 amino acids. Lineage: Eukaryota; Metazoa; Arthropoda; Insecta; Hymenoptera; Apidae.